AGAAGGAGGAAGGAAGCCGGAGGCCUGGCGCAUAAUUGCAGAUCCUCUACUAAUCCUUGGCUGGUGCUCGGACAGAUGCAGGCCUGCCAGCAGAAAGCAGGAUAUCUCAUCCUGACCCUUCUACUCCUUUGGCAGCCCAGGAGAGCCUUCCAGACACAGAGCAUUCAAGAGCAGCCCCUGGAUCCCGCCCUCGCCCCUGGCCCAGGACGUCUUCCUCCUUCCAGGGAAGAGAAGUCCACGACUGACCUGGUGGCCAAAAUGUUACUCCUGAACGAGCUGGUGUCCCUGGAGAACGACGUCUUUGAGACCAAGAAGAAGAGGAGCUUCAGCGGGUUUGGCUCACCACUUGACAGACUUUCCAAGGGCCUGAAGACCAAGCAGAGGAAAGUCGUGCAGCUGCCCAAGAAGCGGUUUGGGCUCCCUCUAGACCGGAUCGGAGUGAAUCGCCCGAGGAGCUCCAGAGGGUAGGAGAAGCCGAGUUCCGGGUGGAACCCGCCUCCUGGGGGUCUCCCAGGCCUGGAGAAAGAGCUACGGUGACCCUCCCCACUCACCGUCCUCCCCCUCCCCAGCCCAUCCCUUCUGACCACUUCGCAAUGAAGGGACGCUUUUGUUAAAACUGCUCCUGUGUCGUUCUCCACCUAGGAUUUCUGGCUGAUUUCGUGCACUGGGUCACACUGGUGUUCACUGACUCUCUGGCCUCUUGACAAACAGGCACAGAAAGGCUGUGUGUGUUUGUGUGUGUGUGUGCACAUACUGUGUAUAAGAACCGCAUUGCAUGCCCUUAAAACAAAAUAAAAAGGACGGC
Messenger RNA from Crotalus tigris (Tiger rattlesnake), 805 nucleotides. RefSeq names its product osteocrin (gene OSTN). NCBI's taxonomy places the organism in Eukaryota, Metazoa, Chordata, Lepidosauria, Squamata, Viperidae. Gene Ontology annotation, molecular function: signaling receptor binding. Bases 76 to 468 code for a protein of 130 amino acids. Gene Ontology annotation, biological process: hormone-mediated signaling pathway. The transcript is spliced from 5 exons. The record is from RefSeq and is a predicted model, not a curated record.